Messenger RNA from Boeremia exigua, 967 nucleotides. RefSeq lists its product as uncharacterized. Gene Ontology annotation, cellular component: cell wall. The record is from RefSeq and is a predicted model, not a curated record. NCBI's taxonomy places the organism in Eukaryota, Fungi, Ascomycota, Dothideomycetes, Pleosporales, Didymellaceae. Gene Ontology annotation, molecular function: structural constituent of cell wall. Bases 154 to 621 code for a protein of 155 amino acids. The transcript has 3 exons.
GCUGGCAAUAAAUUGAGUGCAUUCCUCUCGCUUUCGCUGCUUGCUUCUCCUCACCCAGUCCAUCAUCAAUCCCGCGCAUCAAUCAAUUCUUCGCCCAAGUCGACCGGUGUCAUCGCUAUCACUCUCACAGACCAAACACACUUAACCGCCAACAUGCGUUUCGCUGUCUCCGUCUUUGCCCUGGCUGCCACCGCCGCCGCCCAGGUGCAGACCAUCACCCAGAUCGGCGACGGUCAGAUCCAGGCUCCUCCUGUCAGCGCCACUGCGCCCGUCUCCUCGGUCCCCGCCGUGGCUUCGUCGGUUUCUGAGGUGCCUCCGGUCUCCAUGCCCUCGCCUGUCGCGCCCCCGGUCUCCAUGCCCUCGCCUGUCGCUCCUCCUACCUUCCCCAGCUCAGCUCCCGCUGUCCCCACUCUGUCCACCUCGGUCACUCCCCCUGCUGCCAACUCCAGCGUGCCCGUUGCCAGCUCUGCCGUGCCCUCUGGCACUGCUCCCGCUUCAUCUGCGCCCGCCAGCGGUGCCAGCGGCACCUCAUCUGUGCCUCCCGAGUCUACUGGCGGCGCAUCAGCCAACAUGGUCUCCUUCGGCGGCCUUGUCCUCGCCUUCGCUGCCUUCCUCGCAUAGACGAGCAGCGCGUGCCUGCGAACAUUCCAUUCUCACGACUCAGCGGCAUGUGAAGGCAGCGUCUAGCUGGCGCCACACCGCGCUUUUAACGACCACACUUUUCGCUACAUAUUCUCCUUCAACAGCUCGUUGCAUGGUCGGCUAUAUCCGAAAAGCUGGAGUAUUGAUUACAUGGCGGGUAAUAAUUGGCUCUCGGGGAGGGAAACGGCGCUCGGUCGGGGUAAUGACUACGUACUAGCGUCCGCUAAUGCAGAUCGUCCACGGAAGCCGUGUAUAGAUAGUCUUGACCAAAUACACAUGCACCACUGGUGCCGCAAUCGUUUAGUAUGUGCUGUUCGUGGUUGUG